Osmia bicornis bicornis is the source of this 1429-nucleotide messenger RNA. RefSeq lists its product as uncharacterized. The record is from RefSeq and is a predicted model, not a curated record. NCBI's taxonomy places the organism in Eukaryota, Metazoa, Arthropoda, Insecta, Hymenoptera, Megachilidae. The transcript is spliced from 2 exons. Bases 734 to 1087 code for a protein of 117 amino acids.
UGCCUCUGGACGUUUCCUGGACAUCACUGCUCGUAUGGUGCUUAGUGUGGGUCAGCGAUAUGGGACUCUAUCCCGCAAGGGCAAGACCUCCUAUCGUUUUGACAACGACUCUAGCAGACAAUAUACAUAACAUCUAAUAGGAGCUGGAAGAAUUAAAAAGAUCAACGAGCCAGGAGUGGCGUACCGCGUUUUGUAAAGUUAAAGUCAUCGCGUCUAUGGCCGUGUUUCCACUUGCGAAAAAACUUCUGCAAUAAGUGUCUGACAGACUGUCAGACACCAACUAGCCAAUGUAAACAGUACUGCAAGUGAGAUCGCGAGUCGCGAGAGCCGAUUACUUGCAGGUCUAAACACAUUCACAUCGACUCGCCGCAACUUCUCGCACAAUAGGACUUGUUCCGAAUAUCUCGCGCUCGCAAUGACACUUUCAUGUUUUGUCCUCGAGUAAUUUUACAUUUCUUUCUGUUACUGUGUAAUAUAAGAGCUGAAAUAAGUUACUAAUGACUCUCGUGAGGUUGAUGCAACUUUAAUAUGAGAGGAAGAGAACCCGAAGAAGUCUUGCGGAAGAUACUUGCAAUGCCGUUUACACUAGCAAGCAACUUCCCGCAAUAAGUAUCGCCAGAAAUGUGUCGCGCGAGAGACUGUCAGAGAAUACUGUCGCAACUUCUUGCGGGACUGUAUAGACAGGGUAUUUUGACCUGUUCCGAGAUUUCUCGCCAGUUUAGUUUCAAACACCAUGCCGCGCAGACGUGAACGUGUAGCAGCAGCAAUAAUGCUAUUAUUAAAUAAAAAGAAGAAAAGAUCUGUUUGGGUGCGACAAUGGAUUUCGAGACGACCUGAAUUCGGUUGCUUCCAUAAUUUACUAAGGGAACUUCAAAUAAAAGACGGACAGCAAUAUUUUAAUUUACUUCGCAUGACUGCUGUGGAGGUGGAAGUUUUGUUACAAAAAGUGGGUCACAUAAUUCAAAAAGAAGACACCCGGAUGCGAGAUUCAAUAUCUCCGAAGGAAAGACUGAUCUUAACGUUAAGAUUUUUAGCAUCUGGUCCCAUCUACUCAAUCGGAAUGGAUGCAUAUUGCGAAAAUGUAUGAAGAAAAAUGGAAUUUUCCUCAUUGCCUUGGUUCGCUAGACGGGAAAUAUAUUGUAUUUAAGGCACCGGCUAAUAGUGGGAGUUAUUACUUCAAUUAUAAAGGAUCCAAUAGCAUCGUGCUAAUGAUAGUGGCAGACCCAUGUUACAAAAUUACGUACAUGAAUGUUGGAUGCAAUGGCAGAAUUUCUGAUGGAGGUGUUUUUUUACAAAGCUCACUAUUCCCAGCUUUGGAAAAUAACAGUUUAGACCUUCCACCAUAUUCACCUUUACCGGGGAGGUCCAUGCCAGUUCCAUAUGUGUUUGUAGCCGAUGAUGCAUUUGCAAUAAAACCGUAUUUAAUGAA